This is a messenger RNA of Culex quinquefasciatus (southern house mosquito), 1934 nucleotides long. RefSeq names its product fork head domain transcription factor slp2. The record is from RefSeq and is a predicted model, not a curated record. The coding region runs from base 308 to 1456 and encodes 382 amino acids. The transcript has a single exon. Gene Ontology annotation, biological process: regulation of transcription by RNA polymerase II. Gene Ontology annotation, molecular function: DNA-binding transcription factor activity; sequence-specific double-stranded DNA binding. NCBI's taxonomy places the organism in Eukaryota, Metazoa, Arthropoda, Insecta, Diptera, Culicidae. Gene Ontology annotation, cellular component: nucleus.
CGCAUCCAUUCAAGCAACAUCGGAUUUGGAAACAAGUUUUUUUGGAACGUUUAACAAUUUAUUGCAUUUUUCGAGAGGGAGAGAGUGCGAGAGAGAACGUGAGUGAGAGCAUUGUUGGUUAGCUGGAUUGUGAAACCAGUUUCGUGGAGACCUUCGGAGCGAACGGAUCGUAGUCGGUGCGCUAGUGAAGGAGAUAAAGUUGUAAACAUUUUACUGGAAAAAACUAAGGGUUUUGCGCCCUAAUGAGUGCAAGCAAGUGAAGAGCUGACAUUUACGAACAAUUAAAAGUGUAGUUGUGGAGUGAAGCAUGGUCAACAUUGAUCCUACCAUGAUGAAUGCGCAAACAGUGUUUAGUGUGGCCAGGGCGCCGCUCAAGACCAACUUUUCGAUCAACUCGAUCCUGCCGGAAACGGUGAUGCAGACAUCGCCAGCUCAGACUCCGUCGCCUUCGCCACAUUCCUGCCACUCGCCGAUCGGAUCGGAAGAGCAGGACCAUGAUCUCACCGAUACCGAGUCGGAUUUGGAUGUUACCGGAACGCCGCCGCCGAUGGAUUGCAGCAAUAAGGAAAAGUCUGACGAUACGGAAGAUGGUGCCGCGAGCCCCAAGGAUGGUGAGAAGAAGGGAAACGAGAAGCCGCCGUACAGCUACAACGCCCUGAUCAUGAUGGCCAUCCGACAGAGUUCGGAAAAGCGACUUACGCUGAACGGAAUCUACGAGUACAUCAUGCGUAACUUCCCGUAUUACCGUGAUAACAAGCAAGGCUGGCAAAACUCGAUCCGCCACAAUCUUAGUCUGAACAAGUGCUUUGUGAAAGUGCCUCGCCAUUACGACGAUCCCGGCAAGGGCAACUACUGGAUGCUGGACCCAUCUGCCGAGGAUGUGUUCAUCGGAGGAUCCACCGGAAAGCUGCGUCGUCGUUCAACUGCUGCCUCCCGUAGCCGAUUGGCCGCCUUCAAGCGAUCGAUGGUGGGCCCAAUGUUCCCCACGCUGGGCUAUCCUCAGUUCAACCAGUUCCUGUACCCAUCGCCUGCCCACGCACAAACCGCCCUGCUGGCCCAGAUGUACUCGCGGUAUUCGCCGUACGCCCCCAACAUGGCACCCAAACCCGGCAUGCCACUUCCCCUGCCUCUGCCCGUCGGUGGUUCGCCCUUCGGAAUGGACCGACUUCUGGCCGCCGGAGUGCCGCAGCUGCAGCAUCCCCAAAUCAGCCAGCACCAGCAAGCGCAAGCAGAACUGUACCAAAGACUUCAGUACCAGCAACUCCUGCAACAUCACGCCGCCCAAGCUCAGGCCCAGGCCGCCCACAUGCAGCAGCUUAGCCCCACCGAAAGUCACCACCAGCAGCACUCACCAACCCUGCCUAACCAGCCGUCCAUGAUGCACCCCCAGCCGCAAGGUUCCCCGACGGGACCGACGAUCUUCAAGCCCAUCACAGUCGUGUCGCGACACAGCUGAGAAUCGACACCCGUCGCCUCCGAGGAUACCUUCUAGUGCAAAUAUUUAUUUAUUACAAAGCUAGUAACUAGUACACACACGAGUCUACUUAGAGAGUUCUGCUGCAGACACGACACGACGGCGGCAAACGCCUCACCAGUGAUAUCUAGAAGCAAGAAUAGGGUGGGUUUCAACGGAUAGCUUGGAACGUGCUAUGGUAGUGACUUAAUUUGUCUCACAAACGCGAAUUAUGUUUUUUUCCGUGAAAAACAACUGUUGAGUAACUGUGACUUUUAUUAUGAUUGUUGACGAACCGGUCUUUGUUGCAAUUGUAAGCUGUAGAAACCAAAACGCUGUAAAUAAUUGUAAAUUCCCUGCAAACGAAAAAGUAUUAGCAAUUUUUCUAGUAGUUAAGCGCAAGUAUAUAAAUUAUAUUUUUCCCAAAAACUGAAAAGAAUCAAAUCACGAAAAUAUAAAAAAUCACAAAUUUUAAACAUAA